AUGCAUCCGAAAUUGAAGUAUGCGUCCCUGAAGCUCCUGGAACUCUUUACUACAAUUUUUUCUUUCGCCGCGAAAAAUGAAAAGGUGUCUUCAAGCUCAGCUAUAUCCCAACAAACAUCGUUUCUUGAUGGUAUGCGAGGGAUAGCCGCUUUAAUCGUCGCCUUUUACCACACAGCCCAGGCUUACUCCAGCGCCGUAGAGAAAGGUUACGGCCAUAACGGCGAAAACUGUUCCUUUAUUCAGCUUCCAUUUAUACGAUUACUGUAUGCUGGCCAUGCUAUGGUCUGUGUAUUUUUCGUUAUUGGCGGCUACGUAAACGCCCUGCGACCGCUGCACAUGAUGCAUUAUGAGAAGCAAUGGGAUAAGCUUUUUACAUCAAUCAGCUCUAGCCUACUACGCCGAAGUAUCCGGCUCUACAUCCCGCCCGUCUUCGCAACGUUCUUCUCUGCCAUCACGGUACGCCUAGGGUGGUGGGAAGCUUCGCGGACGGCGAUUGAUGCCGGAAUGUUUGCAGGAUGGCCAGACUUUCACCCACCCCGGCAGCCGACCAUGUCUGCGCAGUUGGCGGAUUGGUGGCAUCAUACAGCAGGCCUUUUCAACCUAUGGACAUACAUGACCUCGUCAGAUGCCCAGCCAUAUUAUAACGUCUAUGACCCGCAUCUAUGGACAGUGCCAUACGAGGUCAGAACAUCACUCAUCUUAAUGCUGGUUCUUGUUAUUGUGGCGCGGUGUCGUCCUCUCGCUCGAUGGCUAUUAUUGCUGGCAUUUAUACAAUUCAGUGCUUCUUGGGCUCGUUGGGAGGUUGUCAUGUUUCUUUCAGGAGCUAUGCUGGCGGAUAUCAAGAUGUAUAGAGAUGUACACAACGAGUCUCUCCCUAUGCAAAGUGAAAAGGACGACAGCUUGUUAUCGGCUAUUGGCGGCCCUCAAAAAGCCGCAGUAACUGCCAUCGUCCUAUUCACAGGGCUGUAUCUGCUAUCGGCCCCGUCUACACAUAUCGAUGGGACUCCAGGAUACAUUACAAUUACGUCCAUGAUACCAGAAAGCUAUGGCGAUAAACGGCGAAUUGUUUAUGGGGCCGGGGCGAUAAUGCUAAUAUGGGCAACCUCAAGCUCGCCAGCAUUGCAACAGCUAUUCUUGACAGGAAUAGCGCAGUAUCUAGGACGUAUUAGUUAUGCACUAUAUAUUGUGCAUGGUCCCUUAUUACAUAUUGUGGGAUAUGCCAUUACUACAGCUAUAUGGAAGUAUCUCGGUACUGAUGGUGAGAGCAUGAUGCGGUGGAUAGCAGCGGUCGGCCUGGGAAAUGCAAUCACUUUUGCGAUCAUCUUUUUGGUAGCAAAUUUUUUCUACAUAUGGGUAGAUACUACGUCGUGGGAUGGAGGAGACAAGAAACCUGGCGACUUUUUCUCUUCUGCACAGUAG
Messenger RNA from Metarhizium robertsii ARSEF 23, 1419 nucleotides. RefSeq names its product Acyltransferase 3. Bases 1 to 1419 code for a protein of 472 amino acids. Gene Ontology annotation, biological process: polysaccharide biosynthetic process. The record is from RefSeq and is a predicted model, not a curated record. Gene Ontology annotation, molecular function: acyltransferase activity, transferring groups other than amino-acyl groups. The transcript is spliced from 2 exons. Gene Ontology annotation, cellular component: membrane. Lineage: Eukaryota; Fungi; Ascomycota; Sordariomycetes; Hypocreales; Clavicipitaceae.